AUGAUUCGCUUUUUUGCAGAGCUGGAGCCAUCUCUAUCCGUCACUGAGCAAAACCUGGCAGACCGAGUUCGGUACAUCCUGCGCUCCAAUAUAUUUGGUGACGUCGAACUCGAACGACUACAAGGGCUGAUGUUGAAUGCGGCGCCACUAAUUGCGCAGCAAACUGCAAAUGUGGACGCUGCCGUCAAUAUUCCAUUUGUGGUUGAUUCAGACGUUGAUGGAAUAGUCCCCCACGAACUAGAGAAAAUGAGGAGCAUAUUGGAAGAGUCGAUGCUGGAAAUGCGCAGCAUGCCUCUCAAAAAUCGACCGCGACUUCCCCCGCAUACCCCUUAG
Molecule: messenger RNA, 333 nt
Organism: Parnassius apollo (apollo)
Lineage: Eukaryota; Metazoa; Arthropoda; Insecta; Lepidoptera; Papilionidae
Source: the annotation of a GenBank genome assembly